Aspergillus melleus is the source of this 1512-nucleotide messenger RNA. RefSeq names its product FAD-binding oxidoreductase. Bases 1 to 1512 code for a protein of 503 amino acids. The record is from RefSeq and is a predicted model, not a curated record. The transcript has 3 exons. Gene Ontology annotation, molecular function: FAD binding. NCBI's taxonomy places the organism in Eukaryota, Fungi, Ascomycota, Eurotiomycetes, Eurotiales, Aspergillaceae.
AUGUGGUGGAAUUAUCUACUCGCAUUGGCUGCGCUGCCUAUGACAGCACUAUGCGCAAAAGAAGGCCAAUCCGCCAAAGAAGCCUGCGCGAAUUUGAACGAGAAACACUCUGACAUCACCUACGGCGGUCUACAUCCGAAAUAUAUCAAUGCGAAUACCGAAUACUACACAUCCAGCGCCUGGCUCGGCCCAGCCUGCGUCUUCGAACCAACCACCUCGGCCCAACUCAGCUCUGCAGUCCAAAUCCUCAAGAACCUGAGCACCCCCUUCGCGAUCCGAGGAGGCGGACACAUGCCGAUUGCCGACGCCGCUAAUAUCAACUCCUCGGGCGUGCUGAUCUCCAGCUUCGGGUUGAACCAGCUCAAGCUGUCGGAAGAUCAGUCCACGGUCAACGUCGGACCGGGGAAUCGGUGGUCGAAUAUCUAUGAUUAUCUGGAGCCGCAUGGGCUCACUGUUGUUGGUGGUCGAUUGGGCCAUGUUGGUGUCCCUGGGUAUGUUCUUGGUGGUGGGGUGUCGUUCUUUAGUAAUGAGUAUGGAUGGGCGAGUGCGAAUGUUGCUAGUUUUACGUGUGUUCUCGCCUCGGGUAAAAUCGUCAAAGCCACCCCGGACAACGAAUACUCGGACCUCUUUUGGGCCCUACGCGGUGGUUCCAGUUCCUUCGCGCUCGUCACGAACUUCGAGCUCAAGACCAUCAAAGCCCCAGGUGUGAUGGUCGGCCAGGCAUCGUACGGCUCCGACGUCGCCGAGGAAUUCAUCUCCGCCGUGCACGACUUCACCAUGUCCGCGCACAAAGACCCUAAAGCGGCCACGAUCCCACUGGUCGAGUAUAUCCCUGCCUUGGGCAAACCAAGCUACAACGCGAUGCUGUUCUACAACGGCAAGAACGAGACUCCCGGUGCGCUGAGCAGUUUUCUCGGAAACCCAGAUAUGAAGCCGUCGUCGAAUAGCUUCAAGUAUCGCUCGAUGAGUCAGUGGUCGAAGGAGCUGGAUCCAGCGAUGGGAUUGCUCAAGGGAAGUAAGCAGCGAUUCUACGUGUUGAACAUCCACGCCAAAGAUAAGAAAGCGAUUCAAAUCGUCCACGACACGUAUCUAUCUGUCGCGAAGGAGAGUAUCCCUAGUGGCGUCCUAGUCGCCGCGCUGGCCUUCCCCGCCGUCACGGAGAAGUACAUCACCGCGUCGCGCGUGAACGGAGGCGAUCCGCAGAGUCUGGACCUCGACGGCGCGCCGUACAUCUGGGUGGAGGAGAGUAUUACGUCGUUGGCGACGGUCAAGGACGAGGAUGUCGACGCGUUCUAUGAGAAAGCGAAUGCGGAGAUCAAGAAGAAUUUGGACGCUGCGGGGAUCGAAAUGGCGAAGUUCAUUUAUUUGAAUGAUGCCAAUCCGUCGCAGAGCGUUUUUGAUACUUUUGACCCUGUUAAUGUCCAGCGGUUGAAGAAGAUAAGGGCUAAAUAUGAUCCUAACAGAGUGUUUACGGAUCUGAUGCCGGGUGGAUUCAAGGUUGAGCGGGAUUAA